This is a messenger RNA of Malassezia sympodialis ATCC 42132, 831 nucleotides long. RefSeq lists its product as uncharacterized. The record is from RefSeq and is a predicted model, not a curated record. Gene Ontology annotation, cellular component: mitochondrion. Bases 1 to 831 code for a protein of 276 amino acids. Gene Ontology annotation, biological process: conversion of methionyl-tRNA to N-formyl-methionyl-tRNA; biosynthetic process. The transcript is spliced from 2 exons. NCBI's taxonomy places the organism in Eukaryota, Fungi, Basidiomycota, Malasseziomycetes, Malasseziales, Malasseziaceae. Gene Ontology annotation, molecular function: methionyl-tRNA formyltransferase activity.
AUGUCGGCGGAGCGCGCGCGCCCUCCGCCGUACGAUACCCUCUUCUGUGGCACGGACCAUUUUGCGUGUGUAGCGCUCCAGGCCCUGCUCGAACGUCCGGAACUUCAUCGCUCACUGCAUGUACUGACUCCCCCCGACGUAAAGCAUGCAUGGGGUGCGAAGCGCAUGCGCGUGUCGCCGGUCAAGCAGCUUGCCGAGGCACAGGGGCUGCCAACGCUGCAGGUCCCGCCCACAGGUCUCGACGACCUCGUGCUGCCGGACGAAAUGGCCGGGUCGUCGGCCCCUCUUCUUCUCACUGCGUCGUUCGGGCACCGAAUUCCGUCGUCGCUCCUGCAGCAAUUCCCAAAUGCGUCUCACACGCUCAAUCUGCACCCGUCGAUGCUGCCUGAGCUUCGAGGCGCCGCGCCCCUUCAGUGGGCCAUUGCGCGGCAGUACAGCCGCACAGGCCUGACCGUGCAGCAGCUCCACCCGACCGACUUUGACCACGGAGGUAUAUUGAAGCAGGUCGAAGUGCCUGUCCCGCCCGGCAUCACCUACCCCGAGCUGGAGGCGCAGCUGGCGCGGCGCGGCGCCCAGCUCCUCGUGGAUGUGGUCGCAUCGCUGCCCGACUAUAGCGCACAUGUGGUGCCGCAGGAGGCGCAGCAUGCGACGCGCGCGCCGAAGCUGCAGCCCAAGUUCUCCGUCGUGCGCUGGGCACGCUGGGACGCCAAGACAUGCGAUGCGCGCAUGCGCGCCUUCGGCUACAUGGGCAAACCACGGCGCACGGCCGAGGAGUGGUGGCGAGGCUUUCGAGACCGCGCCGAUGCGGACGGCCGCGUGCAGUUCGCCUAG